CAGUUUGAGUAGGUGAUGACAUUCGUGAAUCGUGGAUUUUAGUACUAAAUCGGUUUCGGGAGCGUAGCAACAAUAGUAUUAUCUAUAUUAUCGAUAAUAAUUGUUAUUAUUAUACAUUAUAAUAUUAUACCUACGCGGUGCGGGUGCGCGAGAACGAGAACUACAUAGAAACGUUUUUCGGUAAAAGAGAAAUAUUCGAAUUUUUUCGUUGUUCGAAAAUCAAAUCAAAUAAUAUUGUCUUCGUUAUCGCGGAACGAUCGGCCACGAAUCUACGACGUCCGCGAGCCUCCUCUGCUGUGACGUCACCGUAGUGUCACCGUAGUAGUACUUAAUAGUAGUAGUAGUAGUAGUAGCAGUAGUAGUAAUUGUAUAUUUUUCUACUUGUAGUCGCUAGUUUCGUUUCGGCGUUCGUCGCGCGCGUGUAUCCUGUUCUAAAUAGUAUUAUCAUUAUUAUUGUCGUACCUAUCGUUAGUAUAAUUUCGUUAUAUUAUUAUUUUUAUAUACAAUAAUUGUUUGUAUUAUUAUGGUGUGUUGACCAUAAAAAUAUAAUUGUAUUAUAACAUACCGACGGCGAUAUCAUAUCUUACACCCGCGCUGUUAUCUCUUUGGAUUUAUGAAAAGUAGCAGCCGUUUGGUCGUCAAUAACAUUUUACCAAGUUUUUGAAAUUAAAAAUUAAAAUGGAGAAUCCUGAAGGAGAGAAAAUUGAAUCAACUGUUGUUUCAGAAGAGCCAUUGAUUAGUGCUUUAGAUAUUGGUCUUUUGGUGGUUAUUAUAACAGUUGGAUAUUUUUGGUACAUCAAAAGAGAUAAAAAGUCAAGUUCUUCAGAAAAAAAACCCUAUACUAUUCAGCCAUCUUCGUUGAGUUCUAUUGAGCAGACCUCCAAUAGUUCUUUUAUAAAAAAACUUAAAUCAACCGGUCGUAGUUUAGUAGUGUUCUAUGGAAGUCAAACAGGGACUGCAGAAGAAUUUGCUGGAAGAAUAGCCAAAGAAGGGGCCAGAUAUAAAAUGAAAGGAAUGGUAGCCGAUCCUGAAGAAUGUGAUAUGGCAGACUUGGUAGAAAUGAAAGAAAUACAAAAGUCAUUGGCAAUUUUUUGUAUAGCAACAUAUGGUGAGGGAGACCCGACUGAUAAUGCUAUGGAUUUCUACGAAUGGCUUCAAAAUGGUGACGCCGACCUAGAAGGAUUGAAUUAUGCAGUAUUUGGAUUGGGAAAUAAGACUUACGAGCAUUAUAACGAAAUUGCUAUUUACAUUGAUCAACGUUUGGAAGAAUUGGGUGCUACUAGAGUUCAUGAAAUUGGUCUAGGAGAUGAUGAUGCCAAUAUUGAAGAUGAUUUUGUUUCUUGGAAAGAAAAAUUAUGGGAUAGUGUUUGCUCCCAUUAUGGUAUUGAAGAAACUGGCGAAGAAAGUAAUAUUAGACAAUACAAAUUAGUAGACUGUUCCGAAGUUUUACCAGAGCGAAUAUUUUCGGGUGAAAUAUCACGACUUAAAUCUUAUGAAAACCAAAGAUUCCCAUUUGAUGUUAAGAACCCAUAUUUAUCUAAAAUAUCAGUUAAUCGUGAGCUCCACAAGUCAGGUGAUCGCUCUUGUAUGCAUAUUGAGUUUGAUAUUGAUGGAUCAAAGAUGAGGUAUGACACAGGAGAUCAUGUGGCUGUCUAUCCCAAAAAUUCUUCUGAAUUAGUAGAGAAAAUUGGAGAAUUGUUAAAUGCAGAUCUAGACACUGUAUUUUCAUUGUUGAACACUGAUGAGGAAUCCAGUAAAAAACAUCCAUUCCCUUGUCCUUGUACUUAUCGAACAGCUUUAACUUAUUAUUUGGAUAUAACUUCAAAUCCACGCACACAUAUUAUGAAAGAAUUAAUAGAAUAUGCAAGUGAUCCAAAGGAUCAAGAAAAAUUAAAGCUUAUGGCAAGCUCAACCCCAGAGGGCAAAAAAGAAUUUCACGAAUGGAUAUUGCGUGACAACCGUAAUAUUGUUCAUAUUUUGGAAGAUUUACCGAGUGUCAAACCAGAUUUGGACCAUUUAUGUGAACUACUCCCACGAUUGCAGUGUCGUUAUUAUUCAAUAUCCUCGUCACCAAAAGUGUACCCAAAAUCUAUUCAUAUUACAGCAGUUCUAGUAGAAUACACUACUCCUACUAAUCGAGUCAAUAAAGGUGUUGCAACUAACUUAUUAGCCCAACUGAAACCAACCAAUGACGAACUUCUACAACCUACUAUACCUAUUUAUAUUAGACGAUCUCAAUUCAGAUUGCCCCCUAAGAGUCAAACUCCAAUUAUAAUGAUUGGUCCCGGUACAGGAUUAGCACCAUUCCGAGGUUUUAUACAAGAAAGAGAUUAUGCACGUAAAGAAGGUAGAGAAAUAGGAGAAAUGGUUCUGUACUUUGGAUGUCGAAAAAAGGAUGAAGACUUCAUUUAUGAAAAUGAGUUACAAGAAUAUGUUGCUAAUGGAACCUUAACAAAGCUACAUUUGGCAUUUUCGCGUGAUCAACCUGAAAAGCAGUAUGUGACACAUUUGUUAGAACAAAAUGCUGAUGAACUGUGGAAUAUUAUUGGUGAAAAAAAUGGUCAUUUAUAUGUUUGUGGUGAUGCAAGGAGCAUGGCAAAGGAUGUGCAUAGUAUUAUUGAAAAAGUUGUCAUGGAAAAGGGUCAAAUGACCAAUAGUCAGGCACUCAAUUAUGUUAAAAAAAUGGAACAACAGAAAAGAUAUUCUGCUGAUGUGUGGAGCUGAUUUGUGGCACUGUUACAAACUUUGUUUUUUAUAAAUGUACAAUGUUGAAUAAUUUUUUUUAAGAAACAUUUAAAGAAUAAUACAUUCAAAAAAAAAUAGUAACAACACAAAAGGAAGAGAUGUUGGCUUCUUAUCUAUUUUAGUUAUUAAUUAAUUUAUAUUGUUGUGAAAAAUGUAUAAAAAAAAUAUUACAAUAUUUCCGUUAUAAAUCAAUUUUAAAUUAUAUAUGAAAUGUUUUACUAUUGGAAAUUUUAUAACUUCUAUUAAAACUAUUAGAUAUAUUAUUAAAAUAUUUUUUUUAAAUCAACAAA
Acyrthosiphon pisum (pea aphid) is the source of this 3035-nucleotide messenger RNA. RefSeq names its product Cytochrome P450 reductase (gene Cpr). Gene Ontology annotation, biological process: response to hormone. Bases 679 to 2724 code for a protein of 681 amino acids. The transcript has 13 exons. Gene Ontology annotation, molecular function: NADPH-hemoprotein reductase activity; FMN binding; flavin adenine dinucleotide binding. Lineage: Eukaryota; Metazoa; Arthropoda; Insecta; Hemiptera; Aphididae. Gene Ontology annotation, cellular component: cytosol. The record is from RefSeq and is a predicted model, not a curated record.